AUGCCGCCGCGAGCUUCGCUCACUGGAUCCUUCUCGGUUUCAGACGAGAACAAUGUUGUCGUCUGCCCGCUGCGCAACCACGACAGCUCGGCCUGUCGGAAGCGCUGCACUGGGGAAAAGCGGUACCGCUCCAUGCAGGAGCACAUUCGCCGCGCCCACCCCGAGCAUUACAUCUCGAAGCUCCCUGCUACCGAGGAGAGCUUCACGCUGAUGGUCAACACCCCUCCACAAGAGCGCCCGCCCCCGCCUCCCCAACCUACCAGCGCAGCAGGCCCACAAGGUUGGUGCCCUCGCUUUGGUGCAGGCGACUUGAGCGCCUUCUACAACGACGACUACAGCUCGGGCGACCUGCGCCUUUCGGACGACCUGCUGCGCCGAGGGUCGCUCCUGCCCGCGGCCACUGCUGCAGCCGCCCUUGCAUCGUUGCACAAUCACCGCCCAGAGUUCGAGUGGGACUCCGACCCGGAUGCAAUAUCAGAGCCGGAUUCGAAAAGCUACAGACCCCGUGCUCGGUUCGCUCCUACCGCGCUAGAGCAGCACAUCACCACCGAAGAGCCAUACUACACGUCCACGUCCAUCAACCGCGAGCUGUUGCCCUCUUCGCUUGCACGAUCGCCGCCGGGUCGCUCCUCUACACUGCCGCCGGCUCCUCGAUCUCGACCUCGUAAGCCCUCGGUGGGACAGAAUGCUCGCAAAGGCAAGCAUGAGCGGCACAGAUCCAAGGAUCAUACGCGUAGGAUGAGCUAUGACAGGAAAGCGUACUCUGCUGAGCCUCAGACAGCUGCAGCCAUCCUUGGUAAGCGGUGGGAAGAUCUCAUUGACGCUGCUGCAUCCGCCACAGAAGAAGACAGUCGAGAUCUCACUCCUGUGCCGCAAUCGCCGUUCAUGUCGCCACAUAUGAUGGAUAGCCGCAAAUCGUUGCCGCCCUUUGUAGCCUCACAACUACAGUCCUACACUGCAUCGCCGCUGGUGAACUCCCUAACACCGCCACCAGCAGACAUGUCCGAUUUGCAGCCAUUUCCCUCCGUGGAGUCGUCCAUUGAAUCAGCCAUCUCGGGUCAAAACUUCCACAUGGCCUCACAAGGCCUCUCCGACUCGUCUCCUACCUAUCCUUAUCCUGUGCAGAUAUAUUGUGCUGCCUGCCGCAAGCUUUCGAAUCUCAAAGACAGCUAUGCGUGCUCCGAGUGCAUCUGCGGUUUAUGCCAGGAGUGUGUUGACGUGCUCGUCAGCGAGCACACCCGCGGCCGAGCACCACGGUGUCCACGAUGCAGUGCCAUCGGCGGCAAGUUUAAGCCCUUCCAGCUGGACAUCAGAUGA
Molecule: messenger RNA, 1317 nt
Organism: Boeremia exigua
Lineage: Eukaryota; Fungi; Ascomycota; Dothideomycetes; Pleosporales; Didymellaceae
Exons: 5
Coding region: 1-1317 (438 amino acids)
Source: RefSeq, a predicted model, not a curated record